GCAAAGGCACAAAACACAAGGGAAUGGUAUAAAUAUUAGAAACCUUCAAACGUUUGUACAUUGGGGAAGUUAGCAAGCAAAUUACAGUGUGACGAAGGGAUUUUCCGGGCUUCUAUUUAUCGGAAAUGGCUUUAAAACUCGUGCGUACUCCGUUGAUGGCAAGCGGGAAAUGACGAUAGAUGAGUUCAAAAGAUGGUUAAAGAAAUUCGAUGAUGAUAAAGAUGGCAGGAUUAGCAGAGACGAGCUUGCCGAUGCUAUACGAGUCUCCAAUGGUGGAUGGUUCACUAGGAGGAAGAGCAAGCGUAUAAUCAGAUCGGUGGAUGCCAAUGGUAGUGGCUUCAUUGAUGAUAAUGAGAUCAAAAACCCUGCGGAAUUUGCAGAGAAACACUUGAAUGUGAGAAUUUUGCAUUUGUAAAGCGUUC
Molecule: messenger RNA, 422 nt
Organism: Gossypium arboreum
Lineage: Eukaryota; Viridiplantae; Streptophyta; Magnoliopsida; Malvales; Malvaceae
Product: polcalcin Phl p 7-like
Exons: 1
Coding region: 170-415 (81 amino acids)
Molecular function (GO): calcium ion binding
Source: RefSeq, a predicted model, not a curated record